GCAAAUUAUUUCAGCACGACCGGACGAGUGACUUAUUUAGAAUUUCAUUCUCACGCUUGAACUCCGAUACCACUCGCCUGUGUACUCGUAAUAUCGAUAGACUCGGACGCCUCAACAGACAGUAUCCUCAAGACUGACACUGUGAAUGGCCCGCAGUAGACAACUCGCACCCGGCGUCGGGCGCUUCUCGCGCUCACAGGCUGCUUCACGCCGUGGUCUUUACAAGGGUCUCAAAAAAUCCGACAAGCCCGCACCCGCAGAAACUCCCGCCUUCAAGGAAGUGACAGUGGGCGGCGACAAAAACAGCGGCACGCGUCUCGUACCCACCUCCAAAGCACCCCGAUUCUACCCUGCAGAAGAUGUGCGCCAACCAAAGAAGAGCCGAAAGUCGCCAAAGCCCGCCAAACUUCGCCCCACAAUCGUCCCUGGUACCGUCUUAAUCUUACUCGCCGGUCGUUUCAGAGGGAAGAGAGUGGUUUUCUUGAAGCAGCUUGAGGGCGGGUUGUUGUUGGUGACUGGACCUUACAAGAUCAACGGCGUUCCCCUCAGACGGGUGAACCAAGCAUAUGUUAUUGCCACAUCCACCAAGGUUGAUCUUGGUGAAUUCAAGGUCGAUGCCAAGAUCAAUGAUGCUUACUUUGCAAAGCCCGCAACCAAAUCAAGCUCUGCAGAGGCUGAGUUCUUCGAGGGGGGCAAGCCGAAGGCAAAGGAGGCCUUCCCAGAAGCCAAAUCCGCCGACCAGAAAGAGGUCGACAAGGCUGUCAUUGCUGCCGUGCAGAAGCAGGAGAACCUUGCAAAAUACCUUAAAGCCACCUUCGGCCUGUCGAAGGGUCAGUUCCCUCAUCAGAUGGUGUUCUAAUUAUAGGAGGACGCUAGGAUCAUGGAGAGCUGGGUGGGUUGACGACAUCAGAUAUAUGAUAUGCCAUACUGCAACAUUUCCAUUACUCUCUUCAUUGCUUUCUUUAUGCAAGUAGGCCUUCAUGAAUCUGUACUAUCAGCACUCUCAGUUUGCAUAAGUUUUUGAGUGACAUCAGUGAUAAAUGUGGCUGUGCGCCAUUUCACUGCCAUGCUGUUUUCUUA
Molecule: messenger RNA, 1080 nt
Organism: Suillus bovinus
Lineage: Eukaryota; Fungi; Basidiomycota; Agaricomycetes; Boletales; Suillaceae
Product: ribosomal protein L6e-domain-containing protein
Exons: 3
Coding region: 146-859 (237 amino acids)
Biological process (GO): cytoplasmic translation; ribosomal large subunit assembly
Cellular component (GO): ribosome; cytosolic large ribosomal subunit
Molecular function (GO): structural constituent of ribosome; RNA binding
Source: RefSeq, a predicted model, not a curated record